AUGACAUCAGAACAAUUCGGAAGCACGCUUCCCUGGGCUGAGCCAGCCUGGUACACCGGCCGACCAAGCCCUUACUACAAAGAGUCGCAUCGCCAUUUACGCAAGACCGUCCGGGAAUGGGUCGAAACUAACGUCGUGCCACACGUGGAGUCAUGGGACGCUGCCGGUGAAGUCCCAAAGAGCGUCUACGCCCAAUGUGCCCGAGACGGCCUCCUGGCCCCUGCCGCGGCCGGUCGAGAGAUACCUGAAGAUUGGCGGAGCUACCCCAUCAUUGGCGGCAUCAAGCCCGAGGAGUGGGAUGGAUUCCAUGAUCUGGUGUUCUGGGAUGAGCUGUACCGAGGCGGCGCCAUUAGUUCGAUAUUUGUUGGUCUUACCGUUGGCGCGCCGCCUUUGAGGCUGUAUGGUAGCCCGUUCCUCAAGGAGAAGAUCCUGCCGGAUAUCCUCAAUGGGAAGACACGAAUCUGUCUUGCGAUUACGGAGCCCGCUGCGGGGAGUGAUGUGAGAAAUCUGACUACCACGGCAGAGAAGACGCCGGAUGGGAAGCACUAUAUUGUUAACGGCGAGAAGAAGUGGAUCACGAACGGUAUUUUCUCUGACUUCUUCAUGGCUGCUGUACGAACCGGCGGCGCUGGCGCUGAAGGGAUUUCGUUCCUCUUGAUUCCGCGCCACUCUGAGGGAGUGAAGUGCCGCAAAAUCGAGAUAGGAGCUGGACGACUCAGCGCAACUACGUACAUCACCUUCGAGGACGUCAAAGUCGACGCUUCGUACCUCGUAGGCAAGGAGAACGGUGGCUUUGGAUUGAUCAUGGGUAACUUCAAUCACGAGCGCAUCUGGAUCGCCUUUCAAGCGCUGCGAGGCGCACGAUUGUGUCUUGAGGACACUUGGGCGUGGGCGAUGAAGCGAGAAGUGUUUGGUAAGCCGUUGAUUGAGCAGCCUGUGGUGCGGCACAAGUUUGGGUUGAUGGGUAAGAAGGUCGAGGAAUUGCAUGCUUGGAUUGAGCAGCUUGUAUACGAGCUCGACCAUAUGAGCCACGAAGAAGGCAACAAGAGGCUCGGCGGUACCACUGCGUUGCUCAAAGUGGAAGCUGGCAUGACCGGCAAAUAUGUCGCGGACGAGUGCGUCAAGAUCUUCGGAGGGCUGGGGCUCACCAAGACGGGACAAGGUGCCCGUGUAGAGGCGAUCUCGAGAGGGGUCAUAGGGCUGAUUGUUCCAGGUGGCUCGGAAGAUGUCAUGAUUGAUCUGGGCGUUAGAGAAGCCCUGAAGCAGAGCAAGACAAUGUCGAAGGCCAAGGCGUCGAGACUUUAG
Messenger RNA from Cyphellophora attinorum, 1305 nucleotides. RefSeq names its product Long-chain specific acyl-CoA dehydrogenase, mitochondrial. NCBI's taxonomy places the organism in Eukaryota, Fungi, Ascomycota, Eurotiomycetes, Chaetothyriales, Cyphellophoraceae. Gene Ontology annotation, molecular function: flavin adenine dinucleotide binding; oxidoreductase activity, acting on the CH-CH group of donors. The transcript is spliced from 3 exons. Bases 1 to 1305 code for a protein of 434 amino acids. The record is from RefSeq and is a predicted model, not a curated record.